Messenger RNA from Ictalurus punctatus (channel catfish), 1563 nucleotides. RefSeq names its product phosphopantothenoylcysteine synthetase (gene ppcs). NCBI's taxonomy places the organism in Eukaryota, Metazoa, Chordata, Actinopteri, Siluriformes, Ictaluridae. Gene Ontology annotation, molecular function: phosphopantothenate--cysteine ligase activity. The transcript is spliced from 4 exons. The record is from RefSeq and is a predicted model, not a curated record. Gene Ontology annotation, biological process: coenzyme A biosynthetic process. Gene Ontology annotation, cellular component: nucleus; cytoplasm. The coding region runs from base 125 to 1075 and encodes 316 amino acids.
CACGCGUAGUUAACCCGGAAGUGGAAUUUGGGAAUUGCGGUCACCUUUGAAACUAAAGUUUGAACUCUUCUGACAGUUAGUUGUGGUGGUCCGGAAAGACACGUUCACACAAAGCGUAAACCCAAUGGCGAGUUGUGACCCUGCAGCAGCAGGCAGCCUGAGUGAGGAGUUUGCUGUCCCGGCUCAUGUUGAGGAGGUCAGGAGUGUGAUGGAGGCGUUUGCAGUACAGCAUGGGGCUGCAGGACGCAGGGUCGUGCUCAUCACUUCAGGAGGCACCAAGGUUCCUCUGGAGUCCAGGACGGUGCGCUUUCUCGACAACUUCAGCAGCGGCCGGCGUGGAGCCUCCUCGGCGGAGUACUUUCUCUCUCAGGGGUAUGCCGUGAUCUUCCUGCACAGGCAGCGCUCUCUGUACCCCUACACACGCCUAUACACAGGGGUCAAUCUGCUGGACUGUCUAACGUUAGACACUGUUCAGGAGGGCACUGGUCUGGUCACAGUGGAUCAGACAAAGCUGCCGAACAUCACCGAGGUCCUGAAGCGGUACCAGGCAGUGAAAUCUGCAGGGUUACUUCUCCCAGUGGAGUUCAGCACCUUAUCCGAGUAUCUCCACCUUCUCAAAGCUGCAGCACAAGCUCUCAGUUCAAUAGGUUCCAAAGCCAUGUUUUAUUUGGCUGCGGCGGUUUCAGAUUUCUACAUCCCCGCUUCUGAAAUGCCGGAGCACAAAAUACAAUCCUCCAACGGACCUUUACAGAUAAGCAUGAAAAUGGUACCCAAAAUCCUUAAACCACUGGUGAAGGACUGGGCCCCAACAGCGUUCGUCAUUUCCUUCAAGCUGGAAACGGAUCCGUCCAUCCUCUUGGAGCGAGCUCGUUGUGCCUUGGACACCUACAAGCAUCAGGCAGUCGUGGCCAACGUCCUAGACACACGGCAUGGUUACGUCGUCGUCGUCACUGAAGACUCCCAGACGGAACUGGUCCUUACAGACGAGGAAGCUCAGCGAGAAGUUGAAAUCGAAGAUAAGAUCGUCAGGAAUUUGUCACAUGCACACACUCAGUUCAUAAACCAAAAAGUUUAGAAGUGUGUUAGCAGCCUCUUAACUCAGAUCUUAGAUCAGUGGACUUGUACUUGCCUUUAAAUUCACAGUAAAGCUAGAAAAACUGUCAUCCCAAGGUGUUGGCUGUUUUGGAUAGAGUAACAAGAUAUGACUUGCCACCAGCUCGAUGAAAAAACAUUCCUAAGCAUGCACCUUAUGCCCCAUGUACCUAUUUACUGAUCUUUAAUAAGAUAACUGCAUGCUAACGUGCAGGGUUACAAUAAAAGCUUGUGGUUGUAAAAAAUAUCACUUCUAGUGUGUGUAUCAAGUAUCAGUGUUCCUUUUUCCAGACAUUAUCAGCAUAGGAAGGGAAUGUAAUCAGUCCUGAAGUCAUUUAACUGGCACUAUAAUUGCUGCUGCAUGAUUAAUCAGCUCAGAGAAUCAUCAUUAUUAUUAUUAUUUUUAUUUUAUGGAUGUGAACAUCAUAACAAAUGGUUCGCAAAUAAACAUGCGAUUUUACCCAAACUGUA